CUUUUUUGUCACUAUUGCCCAGUGUGAACCGACGCUGACAAUAGACAUCCCUCCCCCUUCCUCCCUAAUUUGCCGUCGUUCGCCUUGUCAUCGUCUCCAUUGGCUUUGACGCUGCCAUUCAGGGGCUUCAUUUAACUGGAGGAGUUAAGAAGGAGCAGGUCUGAAACAUCUGGCAUCUCAGCCACCACAUUCGCAUCCAGAUAUCAUCUGAACUCGUGGUGUAAAACGCAGUGAAGUGAGAUCCACUCCUUCAUCGUAUCUGCGUCUCUGGCGGCGGUAGCAGGGAGAAGCAGGCGCCCACUUUGUUGUGGUAUGAAGACAGCAUGGAGUUUCCAGACCACAGCAGACAUUUACUUCACUGUCUGAGCCAGCAAAGGCAUCAGGGCUUCCUCUGUGACUCUACCGUGCUGGUGGGUAACGCCGAGUUCAGGGCGCACCGUGCCGUUCUGGCCUCCUGCAGCAUGUACUUCCAUCUCUUCUACAAAGACCAUCUGGACAAAAGGGGCACUGUUCACUUGAACAGUGACAUCGUCACGGCGCCGGCGUUUGCACUGCUGCUGGAGUUCAUGUACGAGGGGAAGCUGCGCUUGCGGGCACUGCCAGUGGAGGACGUGCUGGCCGCCGCCAGCUACCUCCACAUGUACGACAUCGUCAAGGUCUGCAAGAAGCGGCUGAAGUGGAAAGGGACAACUGUCCUGACGGGCCACGCCUCCAGCUGCUCAGAUAGAGAGAGCCUCUCGGACGGCAGUGUGGGCUGCCCUGCCACCGGAGACCUGCCCAGCGACGAGGAGAUGGACAUGAAACCGCAGUCCAUGCCUCGGGCUUGCAGUGCGUGGAUGCAUCUCACCUUGGAUGGGAGGGGAUCCCCUCCUGUUAACGGCAGUGAUGUAACAGCCCCGAGCUAUGAGGUCAGGACCGAGAAGGCAGGGAUAGAGGGCACCGGCUUCACAUGCGAGAUGUCUGUCACCUCAAAAGCUUCUACAGAUGCAGCAUGUGUGCUCGACUUGUCUGUAAAGUCCUGCAUGCGCAUUGGGGCUGGUGAGGCCUUGGGCCAUAAUUCCGACAUCUGUGGUUUGAUGACAACACGCUCUGAGUCGGACCAGGUCCAGGUUAAGGUGGAGAACGACGCAGGCGCUGAGGACAGCAGUCUGGCCAACAGGGACUGUGUGAUGGAGGGUGGCUUGAGGGAUGCGGCUGCAAACAGCAGUAGCUGUGCAGAUGAGCAGCUAGUAAGUUACGGGGUAAGUCUGCCUGCCAGGCAGGAAUCCCUGCAAUAUGGGGACAAGGCUGACUUAGAUGGUGCCAUCGUCAGUCUCAGCAGUGAGCCAACGCAGACGGAGCUCGCCAGCUUCGGCAGGUCGCUGUUGCCCUAUGUUGCCAGCAUGCUCUGCGAUCCCCAGAGCCAGAUCUUCGUAUGCCCCUUGUGCAACAAGGUGUUCCCCAGCCCCUCGCUCCUGCAAGUCCAUCUCAGCACCCAUUUCCGUGAGCAGGAGAGCCCCCGGGCCAAGCCUGACGGUCACGUCAAUGUGCCGACCUGCUCCGUCUGCGGCAAGACUUUCUCCUGUAUGUACACGCUGAAGCGGCAUGAGCGCACGCACUCCGGCGAGAAGCCCUACACCUGCGGCGCGUGCGGCAAGAGCUUCCAGUACUCGCACAACCUGACCCGGCACGCCGUGGUGCACACGCGCGAGAAGCCGCACGCCUGCAAGUGGUGCGAGCGCCGCUUCACGCAGUCCGGCGACCUCUACCGACACAUCCGCAAGUUCCACUGCGAGCUGGUGAGCUCAGUGUCACUCAGGAGCGAGGUGCCGCGCUCGCCGGGUGUCAGAGAGUGGCGACUGGAGGGCGCCUCCCCAGAGCUGCGGAAGUGACCAAUCGCACACCUCGGGUUUCAUUCAGGAGUGACAUUUAUUUCAACGUGUGACGAGAAGCAUCAGGGCUGUCCGAACCUUUUAAAUAACUGCUGCAAUUAAUACCUCAGACACCAAGUGAGGCUACUUAGCAUUCAAAUAACGAAUUCAGUAAAGCAGUGCAGAGCUGAGGGAGGGAACACCAGGUAGCUGUGCUAUAAGGUUUAUCAUUUUUCUUGUACUCCUGCAGCAGACUUGCUAAACUGCACUUUAGAGGGAAAUGCAUUCUACUGCUAACUUAUUCCUUUACACUUUAUUAAUAACAGGUGUGAUGUAACCCCCUUCUUGAGAAAGACACAAAUGGUGUGUCAGUGAAAGGGAAAUGUGACUGUAAUUUUUUUUUACAAUCCCGCUAUUCCUAUUACUGUGUGCAGGUUAUCUAAUGACACUGGAUUCAGCUGCAGAUAUAAAGUUUAACAAAAAAAAAAACUUGUUUAGAAACACAGAGCUGUGAACAUACAUAUGCCCAUAUAGGGUAUGUAGCUGUGUGUUUGAUGUGUGCUGCAAAAGUAUUAUUUAUUGAAGGUGUUAUUUAUUCUCUUGUUUUUUGUUUUUUUUAUUUUUGAAAUUGAACUUUUGCUCAUGAAUGUCAGACUUAUGCAAUUUAUAGUAUUAUCUAUAUCCUUAACACAGUAAUAAUGCUUUUUAUUAAUUUAUUUUCCUUUCACCAUUCUAAUGAACAUUUAACAGCCGCGUGACAUAUUCUUAUAAGGGUGAAAUAAUUUCAGCAAUGCUAAGUCUUUGAUGACUAUUUCAGGGAUAAUUUUUGAUCAGUUUUUUGUCACUUGUUCAAAUUCCUUCCUGUAUCUUAUAUUUGUACCGUUGUGUUAAACUUUAAAAGGUAAUGCAUUAGAUGAUCAUAAGUUACUAGUCACUGACCAAUAAGUCAGAAGUUUAGCAUUUUUUCUUUGGAUUUUUUUUCUAAUUGUGACAGUAUAUCUUAUACAUUCAUACUCUAGUGUUGACUAUUUCAGUUUGAGUUUUUGUCUGAAGUUUACAGCAGGACAUCAUAAAAGAAUGCUUUUAUUGUGAGUUCUAUUUAAUCCUCAUAUUGUUAUAAAAUUCAACAGGGAAAAUGUAAAAUAUUCCCACAAAUAUAUUUGGCACUUGCUACAUUUCUGUAAAAUUGAGCUCUCUCUGAAAUUCUCAUCCCUUAUUGACUGGAAAUGCUAUUUAAUGGCCAGUGGCUCCUGUCUCUGCAAAUAAAUUUGCAGAUGCAUAAUAUAUUCUAAAAAUAUGAAAGAAUUGUUGUCUGAAAAUAUUGUAAUGGGUAAUAUCUGAUAUGGAUAAUGCAGCUACUGGGCUCCUGUGUGGCACAAAGCGACACAGGGCUGUCCUGCUCUUGCUGCUAAUGCAUGUCACAGUUUGGGGUUUUCAUCUGUUCAUUUCCAAUAAAGGAACUUUAAAAAUACCAGAACGUGGCUUUUCCACGAUGGAACUACAUCUGUCACAGAUCUGUUGCACAGUAGCAACUUUCUCUUGUUUGCACUCUGAUGCUCUUCUAAUUUGUAUACAAAUACACAGUAUAAUGAGAAAACUGGUUUGAAUUGUAAGUUUUUUUUUUCUUAAUUGCUUUACUGUUUUACAGUGCAUUGCAGUUGAGAAUGAUGGUCAUGGCCAUUUUAAAUGUAAAUAAAGCAGUAAGAAAAGCCCUCUCGUGCAUUUCUGUUUCUUUGACAUGAAAAUUUGCAUUUCAAUAAAAAGCAGAAAAUAAACCAGAAUAGACAUGAAGAAUAAUGUAUCAUUAAACAUCCCUUAAGAAACCAGGAUUAUAUUGGUUUUUAUUGAGUCAGACAUUGUUCAUUGUCCUGUGAAUUUAGAAAUUUUAGCUUUGACAAUCAUUCAUAUUUGUAAAUUUUUU
Paramormyrops kingsleyae is the source of this 3771-nucleotide messenger RNA. RefSeq names its product zinc finger and BTB domain-containing protein 18-like. Gene Ontology annotation, biological process: regulation of transcription by RNA polymerase II. The record is from RefSeq and is a predicted model, not a curated record. NCBI's taxonomy places the organism in Eukaryota, Metazoa, Chordata, Actinopteri, Osteoglossiformes, Mormyridae. Gene Ontology annotation, cellular component: nucleus. Gene Ontology annotation, molecular function: DNA-binding transcription factor activity, RNA polymerase II-specific; protein binding.